AGUUGGUUUGCCAAAACCGCCCAUAAACAUCAGAAGAAGAAAAAGAAGAAGAACUCUACUAGUGAUGUUUCAAAAUCUGAGCGGUGUUUUCCGAAAGCACGUCGGCAUCUUAAGAGUGAAUCCACUCGGGAUUUUCACGCGAAACAUGGGCAGUUUAAGCAGAGAAAACCGCUCCAUCCAUUCAGACAACAUCCAGGACAUUCAUAACAUCCCAAUGGAUGUGAUCCUACGACCCAUUCCGCCUGUUCUAGAUGACCAGAAGGUUCAAAGCCUCAUGAGCAGUAUACAGGAGGGCGCAGAUAUCUCCGUUGUGCCUCCCAUAGACGUGCUUUGGAUCACUGGAGAAAAGGGGGGUAAUUAUUACUACUCUUUUGGAGGAUGUCAUCGAUUUGCUGCCUAUCAGAGGUUAAAGAUGAAAUCCAUACCAGCCAAGAUAAUCAAAUCUAACAUCUCAGACUUGCGCACUUACCUGGGAGCUUCUACGCCGAAACUACUGUGAUGCAACACACUUAAGAGACGUUUCUUAUGACACUGAUAAAGAAUGUAAACUUUUUAUUUUGAAAAUGGCACUUUGAUGUUCCUCGAGAACAGCUAAAAUUAAGGAAAUAUUCACACAAGUUUCUAAUCGGAGUGCAAAAUUAAUUUCGGGUCAGUUCCUCUUCUCUGGAUGUAUUGUUUAAAGGGGUUUCAUUCUUAUGAAUCAGAGCUUUGAAUCAUCCAAAACAGCUGUAAUCUGACAUGUUUAUAUUAUUUUUGCUCAACAUAAUUUUUACUUGGUCACUGUGUGAUUGAAGUCACGAUGACUAAACAGAUCUCUCUCCAUCUGUCAGUUCAUAGUCUGACCACGAGAUGGCAGCAUUACAGAGCUGAUUGAUUAAAGCGGCGCUUCCCAACCAUUUUCGUCAGCCGAAAUCCUUUAGUUUGACCUAAAAUAUUAACUUUAAUUACCCAAUUAAAUAUUAAGUUGAUAUUGAAUGAAACGACACAUUUGCUCUGUUAUUGGUUAAAUAUGACAUGUAGAUAAACAAAUAAAACAUUUAGUAUUUUGUAUUAAGUGUUUUUCAAUGAUUGUUUUUUAAUUUUUUUUUAGUUUUAGCUUUUCAUUAACUCAUGGACUCCUGUAGUUCACUUUGGGAAGUCUUUGAGAGUUUGAGUAGAGUAUUGAACAGAGAUUUUGUCCAGUGGUGUUUGUAGGCCUACCUGAAAUGCUAAUUCAUUUCUACGAUUUUAUUAGGGGACAAAAAAAAACAGUUAAA
Sinocyclocheilus grahami is the source of this 1256-nucleotide messenger RNA. It is a transcript of the gene srxn1, whose product is annotated as sulfiredoxin 1 homolog (S. cerevisiae). Gene Ontology annotation, biological process: cellular response to oxidative stress. Lineage: Eukaryota; Metazoa; Chordata; Actinopteri; Cypriniformes; Cyprinidae. The record is from RefSeq and is a predicted model, not a curated record. The transcript is spliced from 2 exons. Gene Ontology annotation, molecular function: sulfiredoxin activity. Gene Ontology annotation, cellular component: cytoplasm. The coding region runs from base 65 to 499 and encodes 144 amino acids.